Molecule: messenger RNA, 474 nt
Organism: Diaporthe batatas
Lineage: Eukaryota; Fungi; Ascomycota; Sordariomycetes; Diaporthales; Diaporthaceae
Exons: 2
Coding region: 1-474 (157 amino acids)
Source: RefSeq, a predicted model, not a curated record
AUGUCUGAAGCAUCUAUCCCCAUCUUAGCAACUGGCCGCACCGAAGCGGUCGGGAGCAUGGUUGUUGCCCUCAUGCAGCCGGAGUACGAGGUCAUUCACAUGACACUCGCUUCUUCGAUCAAGGAUGAGCUCCCCUUCCUCCUCAAGGGACAAGCACCACCAAACCCAUCCACCACGCUCGGGACCGGGAACUGGUCCUCGCCGCCGCAAGCUCUUCUGAUAGGGGGCGCCUACCAGGAUAAGGAUAUCGAAGAGAUUGUGAGGCUGGUGGAGGGUAUCAAUGGGGCACUGGAGAUCCCAUGGCUGCGGCUUGAUGUCACGAAGACGGAGGGGCCGGGCCCUCCACCAAACCCAACCCCUGAGCAGGCAGCGGUGUACGGCAAGAUCGUAGUGCAGAGGAUGAAGGACGGCUUGAGCAAUCUCAAGAAGGAGGGCAAACUUGGGCCAGGCAAUGGUGGUAUCCAUCUUGUUUGA